This is a messenger RNA of Colletotrichum graminicola M1.001, 867 nucleotides long. RefSeq lists its product as uncharacterized. NCBI's taxonomy places the organism in Eukaryota, Fungi, Ascomycota, Sordariomycetes, Glomerellales, Glomerellaceae. The coding region runs from base 1 to 867 and encodes 288 amino acids. The transcript is spliced from 2 exons. The record is from RefSeq and is a predicted model, not a curated record.
AUGAAGUACUCCAUGGUUCUCCUUAUCGCUACCGGCCUGGUGUCGGGUCUCAGCAUCCCCCAGCUGGACGCCCACAAUGUCGCCGCCCCGGCCCCUCCCGCCGCUGCCCCGGCUCCUCCCGCCGCUGCCUCAGCCCUUCCCGCCGCUGCCUCAGCUUCUGCUUCCGCGACCGAGAGUGCCGCUCCUCCCGCCGCCAGCGGUGACGCCGCUGCUGAGGAUGCCAAGAAGAAGGCCGAGGAGGAUGCCGCCAAGAAGGCCGCGGACGACGCUGCCAAAGGUUGCAACAACAACAACAACCAAAAUGAUGAUGCCGCCAAGAAGGCCGCGCAAGAUGCUGCCAAGAAAGCUCAGGAGGCCAUGCAGCAGUACCAGCAGCAGCAGCAGGAUAACAACAAGAACAACACCGACAACAACAACAACAACAACAACAACGAUAAGAACAACGAUAAGAACAACGAUGACAAGAACAACGAUGACAAGAACAACGAUGAUAAGAACAACAAUGAUAAGAACAACGAUGAUAAGAACAACGAUGAUAAGAACAACGAUGAUAAGAACAACAAUGAUAAGAACAACAACAACAACAACAACAACCUGAACGACCUGAACAACAACAACGCCGUUCUGGAACAGAACAUCGAGCUCCUCCUCGCUGUCCUCGGUCUCCAAAACUUCGUCAACAACCAGAACCUUGGUCAGCUCCAGGCCCAGCAGCAGCUCCUCAUGCUCGCCCAGCUCCAGCAGCUUGCUCAGCUCGGUUCCGUUGGAUUGAUCAACCAGAACCAGGUCCUCGCUCUCGCGCAGGGGGGACUCAUGUUCAACGGCAUCAACGGCCUCAACGCCCAAAGCCUCUUUAACUUUCACUAA